AUGAAUAAAAUCAAAUGGCAAGAACAAAUAAAAGUGACAACGUGGAAUGUAAAAUCAGUGAGUCAAGGAGGAAAAAUACAUAAUACAAUUCAAGAAAUGGAUAGGAUGGGUAUAGAGAUACUUGGAGUUAGCGAGUUUGCCAUGAUCGAACGCAGGAGAUACAUAAAUGGACACAGAGUUCCAUACUCAGCAGACGGGAAGCAUGAGCAUGGAGUCGGUGUAAUACUAUCAGCGAAACCAGCAAGAUGGCUCAGCAGUUUCACACCUGUAUCAGCCUGUAUAAUGUUAUUGCAGCUGAGUAGUAGCCCUAGUGAUGUAAAUAUAAUACAAGUACAUGAGCCUACAAUGGACAAGAAAGAUGAAAAGAUAGAAGAAUUUUAUGGCAACAUAAAUGGAAUUUUGAGAAAACGUAACAAAUACGAGUUCACAACUGUGAUGGAGAUUUUAAUUCAAAAGUAG
This is a messenger RNA of Schistocerca cancellata (South American locust), 459 nucleotides long. Its product is annotated as craniofacial development protein 2-like. Lineage: Eukaryota; Metazoa; Arthropoda; Insecta; Orthoptera; Acrididae. Bases 1 to 459 code for a protein of 152 amino acids. The record is from RefSeq and is a predicted model, not a curated record. The transcript has a single exon.